Nakaseomyces glabratus is the source of this 2127-nucleotide messenger RNA. It is a transcript of the gene CVM1, whose product is annotated as Cvm1p. Lineage: Eukaryota; Fungi; Ascomycota; Saccharomycetes; Saccharomycetales; Saccharomycetaceae. The record is from RefSeq and is a predicted model, not a curated record.
AUGAAUGGUGAGAACAGUUGGUGGUCCAGGAACGGGGAGAAUCGGGUUAGUGACGGUGGAGAUCAGGUUGGCGAUGAGCGAUGGUAUCAAAGCGUCUGGAACAAGUUACCGCAGUUAAGACGGCCUAAUAUGGAGGUUAACAUUACCGCAGCAACUCAGUACUCUCAUUUGAACGCAGAGCAGAUUCAGUAUUUGGAGAACGAUGCGUUGGAGAAGAUCAGGGCUCGGUCCAAUACGUGGUGCUGGUUUCAGGAUAUGAAUGCACUGGCAAGCGCAGGCGCUGCUGGUGUAGUGAGUGUUGCUGGUACGGGCUCUAGCAUAUUGCCUCUUCCACUGCCGGCAUAUCCUGGUGAUACUUUCCCUGGGCAUCAGCUUUACGUCAAGAACUCGCUGUUACUCCCUGAGUCACCAUUGGAGAUAUAUCACAGGGAGCCAUUAAGGACACAGAUAAGUAAUGCAUUCAAGGAGCAUUAUAAUUUUCCCAAUGAGAAGCAUUUAUACUUGAGGAGACCUGAACAAACUGGAAUUGUCGACCAAAAAGUUGUAGUGAUCUCUAUUGUUGGUCAUUUACCUGAUAAGUACGAGAAGAUUACGCUGGGAAAACAACCUUCCGCUUACUACUUAACGCAAAGGUUUCUCAAGACUUUAGAACAUGUCAACCCCGGUACUGUUGUGACAUUUUCCAUUGAAGCUGAUAUAGAUACCCAGCCCAUGGAGACGGCAUUUCAAUCCCUAGUGAAGGUAUUCAACAAUUGGAAAUUCAGAUUAAAAGACGCUAGCGCAAUAUACAUCCAAAGUGUGUAUCACAGCGUUCCAAUAGCUAUCAAACUGGCAAAACACUUGAUGUUGAAUCAUAUUGACUAUGGUUUCACAGAUAAGACCAGCAUUGGUUUGCUUGGGCUAGAGUCAUGCAUUGAGGGUUACAGAUUUUGGGACCAUAGUAUAGACAUCAGUAGCAGCACUGAGCAAGAGAUAGACAAGCUGCAACAAGCCAAGGAAAAACAACUAUAUCAGGGUUGUACGAAACAACAACAAACGAUAUUGGCGCAAAUCAAAGAAUACUGUGAUCUUGAAUCGGAGGAGUCCCAGAAUAUGCAGAAUGAUCUGGAUUGGGUCUUAUACAAUUGGGGACCCGCGAGAGUUACAUUAGUGGGCAAACUAUAUGAUAAUUUCAUGACGCUGUCUCAAAAGCUGGCCAUUGACUACAGGCAUUCCAAAAUAAUGAGAUCGCUUUGGUGUAACGGUAGUUACUUGGGAUUAGAUCCCAAAUUACCUGAGAAAAUAAGUGUUCCGAAUAGCCACUUGAAGACCAUCAAGUUUGAUUGCAAUGUUCAAAUUCCUGAAGAAAGGUUAUUUGAAGUAUCUUUGUUGAUGAUUGUUGUCCUAGCUCUGAAUCUGGGUUACACAAGUGGCACGUCUCUGGCGAAAUUGAUUGGUCCCUAUUUUAUCUCUAGGUCUUACAACUCCAAUACUGUACCCCCAAAUAUACGUAAGCAACAAACCUAUGAUAACAAGAUAUGGUUACAGGAGAUGGAAGAGAAAUGGAAGGAUUUAAACAUCCGAGAGAGCUACAUGGACGAGUUACCAAAGCAUGUUUCAUCGACACAUUCCUUCUUAGAGUUUUCAUAUUUCCAAGCACAAAGGUCCCCUGACCUUCUACAGAUCAAGUCCGAUAUAUAUGACGAUGAUUCGGUUUACAAGUUGUUUCUUGAGAACACUAUGCUAACCAGAAACCCUCGGUACAAGAAGCAUUUACAAUUGCACAAGGAUGAGUACAUGCCCUCGAGUAUAUUUGACCGGGCCAACCAAUACGAUCUGGUGUGGAAAUUCCACGAGUUUCUCUCUAACUUCGUCACUGCUAGAAACUUGCCUCGCCAGAACUUCCCACCGUUGAUCUCCUUCUCCAUAUCCUUAGACUACUCGUUUUGGAAGUACAUGUACCCAGAGAGCAAUUCUUUCAACCGAGACACCACUGAAUCCCGAAAGAAGCUAGUCCAAUUAUGGGAGUGUUACAACAGUUGGGACCCACCGACUAGAGGCUUACAGAAGCUGAGAAACAUUCUGAGCGUGUUGUCCAUCUACAAGGAACCUUCCAAGUUCAUCGAGGAUAUCCAAAGAACUCUGUAA